AUGUCUGAAAUUCAGAGAUGGACGGUCAAUGAGCCCUAUAUCGAGGUAGCGGGCACUCUACUCGAGGGGCCCUAUCACGAUGCGGUCAAAAACGAGUUUCGCUUCAUCGAUAUCUGGGAACAUAAGCUUUACCGACUCGAUUUGGCUCAAGGUCCCGAGUCCCUGACAUCCAAUGGCGUCACCGCCAACAUCUCGGGCGAGACCGCGAACCAACUCAUUGUCGGAGCCAAGCUUGGGUUCGCCCGUCUCGACAAGACUACCGGGAAACUUUCCUACAUCCGCCAAGUCUGGGGCGAAAGCGAUGGCCCCGGGAAGGCGGAGAGAAUGCGAUUCAAUGACGGGGCGGUCGAUAGCAAAGGCCGAUUCUGGGCUGGGGCCAUGAAUGAUCCCAAGAUCCAGUCUCCAGGUCCCGAGGGCGUGCUGUUCAGACUCGACCCGGACCUCACUCUGCACCGGAUGCUGUCACCGGUGACGAUCCCGAACGGAAUGGGUUGGAAUGCUGCAGACGACACAAUGUACUUCACUGACUCGCCAACGGGCAAGAUCUUCGCCUUUGACUUUGACGCCGCCACUGGCGCCAUUAGCAAUCAGCGCGUGCACUUUGACCUGGGCGAGCCGCUCGAGCCGGAUGGGUUCGCCAUUGACGUGGAAGGAUGCAUCUGGAGUGCUAUCUACGGGGGAGGCAAAAUAGUACGCAUCUCGCCCGAAGGCGCCGUCAUCGGGCAGAUCGACCUGCCCACGCGUAACCCGACUUGUCCAGCAUUUGUGGGCACCGAGCUGUUCAUCACAUCUGCCAAGGACGAUCGUGACGAUGAGCGAUUCCCUCAAUCGGUCAGGUACGGGGGCUGCUUGUUCAGGGUCGAGGUCGGAGUUCGCGGUCAGCCGAAGAACGAGUUUCGGUUCUAG
Penicillium maclennaniae is the source of this 906-nucleotide messenger RNA. RefSeq names its product SMP-30/gluconolactonase/LRE family protein. The transcript is spliced from 4 exons. The record is from RefSeq and is a predicted model, not a curated record. Gene Ontology annotation, biological process: L-ascorbic acid biosynthetic process. Gene Ontology annotation, molecular function: gluconolactonase activity; calcium ion binding. NCBI's taxonomy places the organism in Eukaryota, Fungi, Ascomycota, Eurotiomycetes, Eurotiales, Aspergillaceae. Bases 1 to 906 code for a protein of 301 amino acids.